Molecule: messenger RNA, 2226 nt
Organism: Gastrolobium bilobum
Lineage: Eukaryota; Viridiplantae; Streptophyta; Magnoliopsida; Fabales; Fabaceae
Exons: 14
Coding region: 118-1926 (602 amino acids)
Biological process (GO): SRP-dependent cotranslational protein targeting to membrane
Cellular component (GO): signal recognition particle, endoplasmic reticulum targeting
Molecular function (GO): endoplasmic reticulum signal sequence receptor activity; 7S RNA binding; signal recognition particle binding
Source: RefSeq, a predicted model, not a curated record
UCCAUUCGUUCUCGGCGACGACGGAGGAGGCCUUUUGUACCAGCGUACGUAACAUUCGUGGCACUUCUUAACUUCAAUCUAUCACGACGCUUGAAACCCUCGCUGAAAGACGUGGUGAUGGGAAAGGAGAAAGUGUCCGCUAUGGAAAUUGACGAUCCAAAAUCGGCGAAUUCUGAUCAGAUCGUUCCCAAAUUCUCCAUUAACGUACUGCAGCUCUUAAAAUCUGCGCAAAUGCAGCAUGGCUUGCGCCAUGGGGAUUACACUCGCUAUCGGAGGUAUUGCACUGCUCGUUUGAGGAGGUUAUAUAAGUCGUUAAAGUUUACCCAUGGUCGUGGAAAAUAUUCAAAAAGAACCGUAACUGAGUCUACUGUCACUGAAGUAAGGUUUCUUCACCUUAUUCUCUAUUCGGCAGAGAGAGCCUGGAGUCAUGCCAUGGAGAAAAGGCAGCUUCCAGAUGGCCCAAAUGCACGUCAACGUAUCUAUUUGAUCGGUAGGUUGCGGAAAGCGGUAAAAUGGGCUACUUUGUUUUCACAAUUGUGUGCAGUCAAGGCAGAUUCUAGAACAUCACUGGAAGCCGAGGCUUAUGAGUCCUAUAUGAAGGGGAGUUUGUUGUUUGAGCAAGAUCAGAACUGGGAUGUGGCUUUAAUGAACUUCAAAAGUGCUCGGGCUGUAUAUGAGGAAUUAGGGAAAUAUGGAGAUCUGGAUAACCAAGUUUUGUGUCGGGAGCGAGUUGAGGAACUAGAACCUAGUAUCCGAUACUGCCUUCACAAAAUUGGCCAGUCAACUCUACAAGCCUCUGAGAUUUUACACAUUGGUGAUAUGGAAGGUCCUGCAUUAGACCUUUUUAAAGCUAAAUUAGAGGCCGUCAUGGCUGAGGCAAGAUCUCAACAAGCUGCUUCCAUGACAGAAUUCCAUUGGCUUGGCCAUAGAUUUCCAAUAUCAAAUGCCAAAACAAGGGUUGCCAUUUUGAAAGCUCAGGAGCUGGAGAAAGAUAUACAUAGUCCGUUGGCAGACUCAAUUCCAGCAGAUAAAAGACUUGUUAUUUUUGACAAAAUCUUUUCCGCAUAUCAUGAAGCCAGAGGCUAUAUUCGGGCUGAUUUGGCCACUGCAGGAAGUUCAGAAAGCGUGAAAGAUGAUUUGAAUGGUCUUGAUAAGGCUGUCGGUGCUGUCUUAGGAGAAAGAACCAUAGAGCGCAACCUCUUGUUGGUUAAGGUUGCAAAAAGUAAACUUGCAAAGCGUCAUGAUGAUAAAAAUGAAAAAGUCACCAAACCUGAAGAACUUGUUCGAUUAUAUGAUCUUUUGCUACAGAAUACAGCUGAUCUAUCCGAUUUAGUCAGUUCUGGAAGGGAUAAAAAGCCAGAAGAAGUUAACUUUGCAGAAGAGUGGUCAUGGAAAAGUUUGGCUUUUCGAGCAGAAAGGUGCUUUUAUGUUGCAAAGUCAUACAGUGUGGCUGGAAAGAGGGCUGAAGCUUAUGCUUUGUACUGUCGUGCUCGCAGUUUGGCAGAUGAUGCCUUAAGAAAGCUUCAAAUGUUAGAUGGUGAUAAUAAGACUAUGAUGAAAGAGUUAGUGGACUUGUGCACUGAGUGCCGAUCUAACAGUUGUAUAGAGCAUGCGUUGGGGAUCAUGGAGGAGAAGAGGACAAAAGAGAAUCUCUCCGAAGGGAUCUCUAAUAUAUCAUUGACUGGAGCUGAGCGGUUGGAGAAGUUCCUUCUUGAGAAACUUGAUGUUUAUGAGUCUGCUGUGGGUGAUUCAAAUGUGAAACGUGCACCUCGCAUCACAGACCUCCCUCCAGCUUUCCAGGCAAUUUCCCGAAAUCCUAUUGUUGUGGACCUGGCUUUUGACACGAUUGAUUUCCCACCUAUUGAAAAUAGGAUGAAGAAGGAUAGAAAAGCGAAGGGCGGCUUAAUGAGUAGAUUAUUUGGAUGAGUAUAUUUGAUUAGGUUUUAGGUUCUUCACGUUGAAAAAUUCUCGACUCUGAUCUGGUGGUUUCCUUUGUUGAAUAUUGUUAUGAAUUUUGAGAUGUUGGUAUAAAAAUUUUGGGUGGUCUAGAUAUUUGGAAAUUUACAGCGGAGAGAUUUUUCGGUAACUAUUUUCUCUUUGUCAUAACACUUGAUGUAAGUUGGGCGGGCUUUUACUUCUAACACUCGAUAGAAGUUAGCUUCAGCUAUUAUUUUUACAGUUAAUUCAUUUUGGAGAAAAAUAAGACAUCAAAAUGAGUUCCCUUUA